Messenger RNA from Macadamia integrifolia, 855 nucleotides. RefSeq names its product membrane protein PM19L-like. The transcript is spliced from 4 exons. The coding region runs from base 165 to 680 and encodes 171 amino acids. The record is from RefSeq and is a predicted model, not a curated record. Lineage: Eukaryota; Viridiplantae; Streptophyta; Magnoliopsida; Proteales; Proteaceae.
CAAAACCAAGAAAGGGAUCUUCUUGUCCAUUAUGAUGAAAGAAAACAAACAAUGAAGAAAUGUACCUUUUCCUCAUAUUUAUAAGUCUCUCCCUUGGGCUUGAAGAGUUAAGGCUCAGGAACUACAGAGAUCCUUGAAAUUCUCUUUCUUAACUCAGGCAAGGCAUGGCUUCUGAAGCACCCAGAUCACUAGCAUUCUUCCUCCUUAUCCUUAAUCUUGUUCUGUAUGGCAUUGUCACCAUCAUCGCUGGAUGGGCGGUCAAUUACGGUAUCGAACAUUCAUAUCAAACAGCAUCUACUUUGAAAAUUCCUGCACAUUUGUUUCCUAUGUACUAUCCAAUCGGUAACAUGGCAACCGGUUUCUUCGUUAUCUUUGCACUAAUUGCUGGACUUGUGGGUGUUGCAACCUCAAUUUCUGGGAUCAAUAGUAUACUCAAAUGGACUCUACCAAACUUACUAUCAGCAGCCACAUAUUCUACCACUACAUGGUUCCUCACCAUUCUAGCUAUGGGGUUAGCCUGCAAAGAGAUUAAUAUAGGCUUUACAGAAGAUACAAAAUUGAGGGCCCUGGAAGUAUUAACCAUCAUUGUGAGUGCGACGCAAUUUUUGUGCGUCGGUACAAUCCAUGUCGGAGUAACAGAUGUUGUGCGCCAAGAGAAAUACAGCGGUGGGCGAGUUUGAGAGCCAAUGGAACAGCAUUGCUUGAAUUGGUUGACAAACCCAUUCCUUACAGUUCAUUAAUUCUGCUCAUUUUCUUCCCUUUGUAUGUGUAUGUGUAAGAACUAUAUCAGCUUCCACAGAGCAUCUUACCCUGUAUAUUCAAAAUGAAUCAUGGAAGUUGUGUUUUGUGGCUUUA